CAGAGAGGUUAUACAUUGCGAGCCGCAGUCAGUCGCGGCAAUUAAAUUGUUGCAAAUUCGUAAAUAUGCGCACUUGAAUUCAGUUUUGCUUUCAACCGUCCGUCGAGUUACGCGUAAAUGCAGGCACGUGUGAUCGUGUCGAUAUUUGAAAGUCUCUGCUGCAAAUGAAAUGAUGUCCCAUACGAAGGUAAUUCCACAUAACCUCAUUCAGUGGGACCAGAGUGACAAUUCCCUGGCCCCGUUAACGGAGUGUCAAAAGGAUUGCUUGACAGAUCUCGAAACCGUGAUGACCUCGUUCUUUCCGCUGUCGAGCUUACAGUCGUCCAAGGUAAACGACGAGAAGCUACGCGAGCAGAUCUCUCGAGAGAACGUCCCGCCGGUAGAAAAGUAUCCGGAGUUGCUUGAGCAUUUCUUGUCUCUGGAAAGGAAAUACGUAUCCAUGUACGACAUGAAGUACAGCCUGUAUCUCGACGAGCUGAAGUCGAGGAGGUCCGAGUGCCACGAUGUUUGCUCUCAGAUAGAGGAAACGUUGGACGAUUUUUCUGCGCUUUACAAACAGUACACCGAAGUCUCCAGCAAGACCACGUCCCUGUACGAAGCCAGCGAACAGCUGAUUUUCGAUCAGAAGCAGUUGAACGCGACGAUCGACGGCAUCACGGAGUACGUCAGGUACUUCAAGGAGAUCGACGUAAUCGCGGAGAAGCUGGACGCGUCCACCCUGUCGGUGAACAGCGAGAUGUUUUUCAACUUGCUAGACAAAAUUGACACGAAUAUCGAUUUUAUGCAAAACAACUCGUCGUACAAUGAGAGCGGAAUUUACCUGGUGAGAUACAAGCAUUGCCAGUCGAAGGCGAUCGCGCUGAUACAGAAUUACAUUUCCAACCUGUUCUCCAGAACCACCGAGAGUAUUUUGAACCUGAGGGACAGUGAGAAUUCAGCGUCGGAGAACGCGGACACGGCUCUCGCUCUGUUCUACGGCAGAUUUCAGACGAUCUUGUCGAAAACGAGACCGGUCAUCGGGCAGAUCGAGAGCAAGUCGUACAAGAGACAGGAGUACGACAGCCUGUUGCACGAGUGUCACCAAUACUAUUGGAGCCAGCGAGGCUUGGUGCUAGGCACGAGCAUACAGAAGUCCCUGAAUUCUAUAAGGGAAAAGUAUAACGGCGACCAUUGCAGUUUAGUGCGGCAUUCCUGCGCAUUGCUCUUGCACGCGUCGAUAGACGAGCACAAACUGUUCUACGAAUUCUUCUCGAAGCAAUCCAACGGACUGACCGCAUACCUGGAGAGCUUGUGCACCUCUCUGUACGACGCACUGAGACCUUUCAUAAUACACAUAAAUCAUCUCGAGACACUGGCAGAGAUUUGCUGCAUUCUACGAAUUGAGAUGCUGGACGAGCAUGUGCAGAAUAACUUUGAACCACUGGAGGGCUUCGGCAACAUAUGUCUGCAGCUGUUGCACGACGUUCAAGAGAGAUUGGUGUUUCGCGCGCAUUUGUAUCUGCAAUCCGACGUGCUGAAUUACAAUCCGUCGUCAGGCGACCUGGCGUAUCCGGAAAAACUGAAGAUGAUGGAAGAUAUAGCGGAAUCGAUUAGGGAAGCGACCCGCCAGACUCGUAUGAAGAGGAUCUCGGUGUCGUCCACCGACAGCUCGGCUUUCGAACCAGUCUCGCGAAAUCACAUAGUCAUCGAUUCCAUUUAUCAGAAGACACACAUGGGGAAUUCACCGGCGGAUCUGCAUGCCAUGUGGUAUCCCACAGUUCGCAGAACCCUGGUGUGCCUGUCGAGGCUCUACCGUUGCGUCGACAGAUCUGUGUUUCAGUCGCUGAGCCAGGAGGCCAUUUCCCUCUGUGUUCAGAGCAUCGAGAAUGCCAGGCAGGAAAUUGAGAAGAGAGCGAGCACACUGGACGCGGAGUUGUUUCAGAUAAAGCACUUGCUCAUUCUUAGAGAACAAAUCGCCCCCUUUCAAGUGGAUUUUACCAUCAAAGAGUACAGCUUGGACUUCUCCAAAGUGAAGACCGCUGCGUUCGGGCUGCUCGAGAAGAGCUCCAGAUUCUUCACCUUGUCGAACAACGCGCUAUUGCAGUUCCUUUUGGAAGGCGCACCGCAGAUGAAAGAGCAACUUAUCGACUCGAGGAAGCACGUGGACGCAAAGCUGAGACUUACGUGCCAACGAUUAAUACAGCACACAACUUAUUUAUUGAUUUAUCCUAUUGUCAAAUUAUUGGAGAAGGAAAGGUUGCUUGAUGCAAGCACGAGUCAAGAAAACGCGUUAGGUAGCGCGCAAGAAAUAGCAGCUAUAGUGGCCGAUGUACUGAGGAUAAUCAAGUUCAAAUGUCCUGAGGUACAGCAAUCGAUGCAAUUAUAUUUGGCUAACAAAGAAACUGAAUUCAUUCUCUUUAAGCCAGUGAAGAAUAAUAUUUGUGCCGCAUUCACGCAGUUGCAUCAAACAUUGAAUAAGUAUUAUAACGCGGAGAAUCUUCUGCUGAUCGCGUGUCCCUUGCCAGAACAGAUUUCUGUUAUGUUGAGUUCAACAACGUUGAUUCAAGGUAAAUCAAAUCGAGAAUCGCAGUCGAGUUUGAAACAAUCGCAGUCAUUUGCUAAACAAGAAGAUUAAAUAAUAUUUCAGUUUUUAUUGGUUAUUAU
Messenger RNA from Wasmannia auropunctata (little fire ant), 2643 nucleotides. It is a transcript of the gene Cog3, whose product is annotated as conserved oligomeric Golgi complex subunit 3. Gene Ontology annotation, biological process: intracellular protein transport; Golgi organization; intra-Golgi vesicle-mediated transport. Gene Ontology annotation, cellular component: COG complex; membrane; cis-Golgi network. The coding region runs from base 170 to 2614 and encodes 814 amino acids. The transcript has a single exon. The record is from RefSeq and is a predicted model, not a curated record. Lineage: Eukaryota; Metazoa; Arthropoda; Insecta; Hymenoptera; Formicidae.